Messenger RNA from Helianthus annuus (common sunflower), 3812 nucleotides. RefSeq lists its product as uncharacterized. The record is from RefSeq and is a predicted model, not a curated record. NCBI's taxonomy places the organism in Eukaryota, Viridiplantae, Streptophyta, Magnoliopsida, Asterales, Asteraceae. The transcript has 2 exons. Bases 1271 to 2101 code for a protein of 276 amino acids.
UUUGAGCUCAAACUCGUCUUGUUUUAGUCCUUAUACUUAAAAGAUUCGCUCAUGAAUAGUUUUACAAGUUUGAGGUCAACUCUCGCUUACCUAGAUUAUUAGAGAAAAAUGCCCGGAUAGUCCUUGUGGUUUUGCCUUUUUUCACCUAUAGUCCCCAACUUUCUAAAAUUACCUGAAUAGUCCCCAACUUUUCAUUUUUUGUUCCCGGAUAGUCCCUGGGUCUAACUUCAGUUUGUUUUCUCUGUUAAGAGGGUGUAAAAUGACAAAAAUACCCUUUCCUUAAUGUUGAAGCAACAAAUAAUAGACCAAACGUAGUGGCGAGGAUGGUCAGGCAAAAGGGUUAAAGGGUUUAACCUUGCCUAACGCAGGUCGUGGGGUCCCUCCACGUUUGCAAGACGUGGAAGGAGGUUCACUAGUUUAUUUUGUUGUUUGCUGAAGAUCCUUCUCUGAAGUGUGUUCAGAUUCGGAUGAAGAAGCAAAUAGAAUAUGUGUGAGUUGGAUGUGAAAGGGAGUAACUUGCAUGAAGCAAGUACACGAUGUGAAUGACCAGAGUUUUAAGGAAACAGGUCUGGUCCGGAAUGUCCCAACUCAGUAAAUGAAGUGUCAAUUAUAUAGGAGAAGACAUCUCCCAAAGAGGUAUUCAUUUGACUAGUGACCUAGCUUGCAGCGAGGGGCUUGCCCUUUCGGGGGUUGAAGCCUUUUGACCCCUGGAUAAUAGCAUGUGCUCUGCAGACCUGCGUUGCUUUUGCGGCUGUGGUUGGUGAAGCAGUCCCUGGAUGUGACUGGCUACUGUUUUCACACUACUUUACUUCACCUCUACGACUGUUUGACCUUCGAACCCUUUAACCUUUUGAGCACUCAGGUAUUUUAGUCCUUUUAUAUUGUCUUGGGCUACCCCCGUCAUCAGCCCCCCAAGUCAGGGGUGUUUGGGAGGUGAGCUCAAAGACUUCUGACUUUUAUACAUGUGUUUUUAUUGACAAAAGGUUUCAAGGUGUUCAAAGCUUAAAGGCUUGAAAGGUUGGAGUCAGUUAUUUUUUGAAUUUUAAAAACUAACAACUGAUUUGAUUAAUGUGUAGCAGUUCAUAGGGCAGCGGUUUUGCAGUCUUUAACUGUUUACCAUUAUGACCCUAUUUUAGUUUUUAUUAUAGAGAUUAGUCAUUCAUUCUUCACAUUAUCCCUUCAAGUUUCUGUCUGCAAUUUCGUUUCUUUACUUCAAGGUUAGUUCCUGCUUCUUCCUUUUCUUCUUACUUAUUUCGUAUUUUUUCAAAAAAUGGAUGCUCGUAAGGAUUUGUCGAGAUCCUUUUCUCGAUUAACCCAGGAAGAAGUAGAGUUGUUUUGUAUGGAAUAUGGUAUUGGGACUAAAUUUAAACCUACUGCUCCUGCGUGCGAUGUUUCAAUUGACAAAUGUCCGGUUGGUUUUAUUGCUCUUUAUUGCCGUCCCUUCGAGUUUUCGGACCUCCGCCAUCCGUUUUCCCUGUUUGUAUUGAACUUAUUGGAGUAUUAUCGAGUCUCCUUUGGUCAGAUUCAUCCAAAGGGUAUGGCUAGGGUUUUACAUUUCGAGGUUUUGUGUCGUGCUCUUGGUUAUGAUCCUUUGCUUUUGCUUUUUCGCCGAUUUUUUCGAUUAGCCAAGAACGAUAACUGGUUCACCUUUGAAACGUCUAAGGUCGAUGCUUGCCUUAUUUCUUCCAUGGUUACCACCCUUGGUACCUGGAAGGAUCGUUUUUUCUGGGUUUCUGACUCUAUUGUCCCUUUCAAGAUGGUGUGGAGGCACCCGGAUACUGUUCUCAAUGAACCGGAACCCCUUGAAUCUGAUUUGAAUAAUGCUUUUCUGAAAGCCAUCCGGGAAUGCCCUUCAAGGGUUCGUCCCUUUCCUGAGCAUUUGCUAGUCUUGUUAGGGGUUAGUAAGUCAUGGGAAAAGGCUAAUCGGGAUCCGGUUCUGAUGAGGAAUGGCAUGGUUAUGUCUGCCUUGGAUUUCAUUAAGAGUGACAACACUUCUGAUGUGGUAUUUGAAGAUGUUCCCGUUAUCCCUGAUGAGAAUGCUGUGGUUAAAGGUACUGAACAAAGGUUUGAGGGUACUGGAUAUGUCGGUGUUCCAACGUGAAAGGUUUUUCUAAGCCUCUUGCCCCCAAGACUUCGACCCGGUGAUCUACUCGUCGUUUAAAAGGUGUUCCCCAAUCCACCUCUACUGAACCGGUGGAGUUGAGUGAUGAUAUCGAAGUUUCUGGGGAUCGAGGUGUUGAAGUGGGUUCUGAAAAAGAGAAGAAGCUAGUUGUUCAUGGCAAAAAGGCUUCAGCCAAAACGGUUGUUGCUACUCCUGUUCAGGGUUCUUCGAGCAUGGAUGUUGAAGGGUUGGAUCCGGAUGCGGUUUAUGUGUCAGGUUGGUCGAUGAAGAUUGAUGACAGUUUUAAGGAUGCUGCUGUUUAUGAAGAUGCCUUGAGUCAUAAUGCUCCUCCUUCGGUUCAUAAUACUAUCUCCGAAAUGGAUGAUAAUGUAAUGUUAUCUCGUAUUAUUCUAAGCACUUGUAAUCUUGCUGCCAUGCUUCCUCAGGGCAUUGCCCGUUUUCGCUAGAGGAUGCAAGAAUAUGAAGAGUUUUCUAAGAAGAAAGACAAAAUGAAAUCUUCGAUGGCCGCAAUGAAGAAGGAGAUAAGUGGUUUUGCUGAGAAGGAGGAAGCUUGGUCAAAAAAGGUUGAAGAUUUGUCGAAGCAGCAUGAGAUUGAGAUGAGUGAUUUUAAGAAGAGUUUUGAGGUCGAUCGGUUGAAGCUAAAGGCAGGCAAGGAGGCUUUGUCUGUUGCUCAGAAAGCCUUUGAUGAGGAGAAGGAAAGCUUGAAGGCUUUGGUUUCCCGGGCUACUAGUGAUAAUCAGUGGUUGAUUGAGCAGGGCUUUCAACAAGUUGUUACUUAUCUGCUUCAUUCCGCUGAAUUUAACUCUGCUCUUGGUGAGGUUUACACGAAGUUGCUCAAUUUGGGAAAACACCAAGGCCUCAUUGCUGGUUAUAAGUUGCAUGAAGCUGGGCAUCCUCUGGAAAAGUCUCCUUUGUUUCGUCCUGAAGCUUCUGAUGUUUUUAAAGGCUCGGUUGAACAGAUGGAGAGGCUGACCUAUCCUUAUGUUCAUCAGGUUUCUUCUUGUUUUGGUAAGCCUCUUUCUGUUUUACAGGACUUGAAACCGGAAGGCCUUAAUGAAAAAGUUUGUGCGGAAGUCUUGGGUUCACUUUCGAAGAAAAGAUCCUAUUCAGGAGAUAGUUUCAAGUGUACUGGAUGCUUUGAAGGAUGCAAGCUUGGAGGCUUCAACAGUAGGUGGUGAUGGUGGUGCAAAGGCUAAGAAGUCCAAGAAGGCAAAGUGUUGGUGCAGUCAUCUGUCGUCUUCAUCUAAAUGUCGAGUCUCGGUUUUGGUGCGGUUCUGAACAAGCGUGACAUCAUAUACAUGACAUCACGAGUGACAUCAUAUAUAUGAUGUCACAAGUUAAACAAGUUAGCCAUGAUCUUAAAAAGCUCAUUCACGUACAAGAUGUAUGGUCACAUGAAGACAAAAAUGUCAUUGGUCCAAUAGAAUGUCACCAAAUGAUGGCCCAAUAGUUGGCUACCGUUUGAAGAGCCUAUCACAUGAAAGGUGACCGUUUGGAUAUUUGGAGACCGUUUGAAAUGAAGCCCGUUUGAAGGCCCAGUCCGCUUGAAGCCCAUAUCGUUUGAAGAUAGUUGUCCGUUUGAAUCAUUUCAAACGAUAGGAAGGCUUGUACUAUAUAUAGUUUUCAAACUGUCAUGAUUUGUAACGAUUCCAGAUUUGAUACCGAGGUAUUGCCGGUGUUCCUUGUAACU